Messenger RNA from Kwoniella mangroviensis CBS 8507, 336 nucleotides. RefSeq lists its product as uncharacterized. Bases 1 to 336 code for a protein of 111 amino acids. The record is from RefSeq and is a predicted model, not a curated record. NCBI's taxonomy places the organism in Eukaryota, Fungi, Basidiomycota, Tremellomycetes, Tremellales, Cryptococcaceae. The transcript has a single exon.
AUGUCAGAGAAGCCACUGUAUACCAUACCCAUAGAUCAGCGACCACCUCAUGGACCGCUGACAUCCAAAAUCUUCUUCCCUCUGAUCUUCAACCUCGCACAACUGGGGAUCAACUCGGCUCAGUUCCUGUGUCUCCCUUUGCUGCUUAUCCCCAUUGUGGGUCGUGGAUGGUUUGACAGUGCGAUUGGCUGGACCAAAGAUGGCUAUGGACGUCUUCGUGAGUCAAUUUCAAGGAUGGUCAAGGCUAAUGGAAGUCAUCGUCAUUACCGUGUUAUUCGGACCAACCUCGCUUGUAUUGACUACCGAUACACCCCCUUCAAUCACGAACCUUGUUGA